Messenger RNA from Westerdykella ornata, 873 nucleotides. RefSeq lists its product as uncharacterized. The record is from RefSeq and is a predicted model, not a curated record. NCBI's taxonomy places the organism in Eukaryota, Fungi, Ascomycota, Dothideomycetes, Pleosporales, Sporormiaceae. The transcript has a single exon. The coding region runs from base 263 to 727 and encodes 154 amino acids.
CGCGCCGCAUCGCAAGACGGGGCCCAUUUUGUGUUUUUCCACAGUCCAACGUUGGCCUCGAAGGCUAUACUAUACGUAAGCCGCACGCAGUAGGGACGGGUCCCUUAGUGCUGCUCUUGCUGAUUGAGCGUCAUCUACGGCUGCCCGGUUCGCGCCGUGCCUCUUGGUUGCAUUCUCAUGUCGCCCGUGGCUUGGAUGGGAGUCGGUGAAGGCUGAAAGCGAGUCCAGCCAUUUGCUGAAGAGGCUCGUCACGGAAGCGCCAAUGCCUCGGAGUAUGGCUGGCGAUGUGGUGAUGAUUUACGAUUGGUUUCCAUUUGGCAUGUACUUUUCAAACGAUACCAGAUUCAAUUUCUACCCUGGAGCAGAAGUCUCCUUGCUUUCACCAGGAACAACCCCUUCUCUGUGCACUGUGAAGCGUGCAUCCAAGUGCAGUAGUCUUCAAUCUGACACUGUUGGCAAGCUAGAAUGCGGGUCGAACAUGAUGGGUGGAUAUUUUUGGGUGGCCAUGCUUGGCUUGGUCUUGGUACUGGGCCGAAUCGCAUUGGGGAAGCGAUUGCGAGCGGGGUGGUGGUGCAAACCCUGGUCACUGGGCGGGAUAGAUAGGCACACACUUCGUACACAGUACACAGUAGAUGGUACUAUACUUGCACUUACAAUCUCGGGUUCCUACCCAUCCACACCUACUCUACGGACUUCUGUGUAUCUACAAGUACUAUGUACUGUCUAAAGUGCAUGGCUCUGCCCAUUCUCAUCAUUGGCUUACUACAGAGCAUGCUCCCAGAGGCAUGAUUGUUGCACAGAGGGCGUGUCAAGCAGGGUUGUCGAAGCGGCUCCCAGGCAGGAUUCCCAGCGCUCCGCAACACCGGUUCAACC